AUGCCUGCACCAGAUGAUGUCCAACAGGAAAGUGGAUCAGACCAAACUGCCAAGGAAACGCAUGAUAUCCUUUAUAGCUUGCUGGAUCGGUUGCGCAUUGGAGCUGAUGCUGCAUCCCUGCGCUCACUCCUUCAAACUCUCUCUCAAACCACUUCAGUCCGUACUCGAGUGCUCUCAGACACUCAAGAUUCUAUUCAAGGACUAGAAAGACAGCUUGAACAAGCAAAGUUGCAAGCACAGAGUAGUGAGCAAGCCCUUGCUCAGCGUAAUCAUACUGAUACAAUGCUUAGUCUGGAUCGGACAAAAUUCGCUACAGCCAAAUCAGUAUCAGAUUUGACAGAUUUACUAGCAGAUGCAGAAAAGGAAUUGAGACUGUUGCAACAGGAAGUAGAAGAGGUUGAGAUGGAUGAAGCUGUAUUUAAACAAAGAAGUGUGUGUCCAGAAAAACUCAAGGCUCAAGUGUAUUCUCAGCUCGGAUUGCAGCUUAUUAGGGAUACAAAUGGUCAAUACACGCAGUUUAUUACAUCAUCAAAACGAAACAAUGAUAUCCAAACAUUUGAUAUCUCCAGCGAGUAUUCUCAAUAUUAUUAUGCCAACAUGAUAUGGGAGCUGAUCAAGGAGGACUAGUCAACAACGUUUU
Molecule: messenger RNA, 640 nt
Organism: Batrachochytrium dendrobatidis JAM81
Lineage: Eukaryota; Fungi; Chytridiomycota; Chytridiomycetes; Rhizophydiales
Exons: 4
Coding region: 1-627 (208 amino acids)
Biological process (GO): chromosome segregation
Cellular component (GO): Ndc80 complex
Molecular function (GO): microtubule binding
Source: RefSeq, a predicted model, not a curated record